UCUUCACUGUUCACUGUUCACCACGAAAAAGGCAAUUUCUUCAUUUUCAAUUUUCUCUCCCUCUCUCUCUCUCUUUUCCAUUUUCUCUUCGCAGAUUUUCUCGAUUCGCCCUCACUUCUCAGACAACUCUCUUUGAAUUUGAAAAAAAAAUCGAAAAAUAACAUGAGCAAGGGACCAGGACUGUUCUCAGAUAUUGGCAAGAAAGCCAAAGAUCUGCUGACCAAGGACUAUCUUUCUGAUCACAAAUUUUCUGUCUCCACCUACAGUGAAUCUGGAGUGGCCCUCACAACAACCACGGUGAAAAAAGGAGGCUACUCUUCUGGAGAUGUGGCCGUUCAGUAUGUAUACAAGAAUACUUCUGCUGAUCUAAAAAUUGACACAGAAUCAAACAUAUCAGCAACUCUAACUGUUGCCAAUAUUGUCCCCUCAUCAAAGACCAUUGCAACCCUGAAAUAUCCCAAUUAUGAAUCUGGCAAGCUGGAAGUUCAAUACUUCCACCCUCAUGCAUCCCUCACUGCGGCCGUUGGUCUGAACAAUGCUCCUCCACUUGAUUUUUCAGUCACGCUUGGCACUCCCACGUUUGCUUUGGGUGCAGAAGCAGGUUAUGAGACAACUUCUGGAAAAUUAACGAAAUACACUGCUGGCAUCACUGUGACAAAACCAGAUGCAUGUGCUUCAGUGAUUCUGGGUGAUAAAGGGGACACACUAAAGGUAUCAUACAUACACUUCAUGGACCAGUUGAAGAGGACUGCGACUGUGGGAGAGAUCACCCGAAGAUUCUCCACAAACCAGAAUACAUUCACGGUGGGAGGAUCUUAUGCCAUUGACAACCUGACACUUGUGAAACUGAAGCUUAAUAACCAUGGCACGCUAGGGGCUGUUUUGCAGCAUGAGGUCAUUCAAAAGUCACUUGUGACCAUAUCCAGUGAGUUUGACACCAAGGCCCUGGAUCGGACACCCAAAUUUGGUGUCUCCCUGGCUCUGAAGCCUUGACAGUACCUUGCUGAAGUAUAUUGCAGUUCAACUCCAGUUCUUGUGUUAUUUUGAGGUUGCAAUGGAAGGAAACCAAUAAGUAGUUACAGAAAUACACUGUUUACAAACCCCGGAGAUUGACAUCUUUUGCAAUGAUGCCUGGGGAAACAUACUGAUAUUUUCUCAUUUUUUCAAGUGCCUACUUUGCUUUCCUGUUCUGAGGCUUUUUGACACAGACCGAGUAUUCUUUGGAGUUCUGUGGUGAUAAUGAACUCUAUGUUUUUGCAGCUUCCGUUUACACUACAAGAGCAAAAGAUUGGUUUUAUGCAUCAAA
Molecule: messenger RNA, 1306 nt
Organism: Sesamum indicum (sesame)
Lineage: Eukaryota; Viridiplantae; Streptophyta; Magnoliopsida; Lamiales; Pedaliaceae
Gene: VDAC2
Product: voltage dependent anion channel 2
Biological process (GO): monoatomic anion transmembrane transport
Cellular component (GO): mitochondrial outer membrane
Molecular function (GO): voltage-gated monoatomic anion channel activity
Source: RefSeq, a predicted model, not a curated record